Mercenaria mercenaria is the source of this 1341-nucleotide messenger RNA. Its product is annotated as tetraspanin-33-like. The record is from RefSeq and is a predicted model, not a curated record. The coding region runs from base 313 to 1182 and encodes 289 amino acids. Gene Ontology annotation, biological process: protein maturation; regulation of vascular endothelial growth factor signaling pathway; protein localization to plasma membrane. Lineage: Eukaryota; Metazoa; Mollusca; Bivalvia; Venerida; Veneridae. Gene Ontology annotation, cellular component: membrane. The transcript has 7 exons.
GCUUGCCUAUCUUUUUUCGCACGAAUAAGCUAGUUUCGUAAGGAAUGAAAUUUAAUUGUGCUCGUUCACUGACCUCUUUUUCGUAAAAAGAUGCAAAUUAUUAUAUCUGAACGACGGGAAAAAAAAGAAUAUUUAUGUUUUUGUGUUAUAUGUAAAGGAAAACGCCAAGGAUAAAUUUUGUGUCAUAAAAGAAGUUAUAGAUAUUUUCAUUUAAAAAUUAUUUAUUGUCUUUGUUAAUAUUAUACCAGUGUAGGAUCUUUCUUAAUGUUUAGAUGAGUUACAUGUAGGAACUUUUAAAAAGUAAUUUAAAAGAUGGGUUUCUGCCCGAGGGGGGAUACCGUAGUGAAUCCUGUCAUAAAGUAUAUACUCCUUGUGGGAACAUUUUUACAUUGGGCAUGUGGUGGUACCAUGGUUGGUGUAGGUAUAUGGGCCUUUGUGGAGAAGAACAAGUUCUUUUAUCAACCAAUUCAGGACAUUUAUGACAUCAUAUUUGACCUGUCAAUCAUUCUUAUGGUGGCUGGAGGCAUAAUGUUCAUCAUCACAAUGUGUGGGUUUGUCGGAGCACUGAGAGAGAAUACGUGUCUGCUCAAAUUUUUUUACAUAACAUUGAUGUUCAUAUUUCUACUGGAAGUUGUUGCAGGUAUAUUAGCAUUUGCAUUCAAGGACAAGGUCAUUGACACGUUGAGUGGCGUACUCAAAGAAGUGUACAUAGAGGGUUACCAAAACGACGAGGAGGCUGUCAUGGACUUCUUUCAGGAAAAUUUUGAUUGCUGUGGUGUGAAGAGCUAUGAGGAUUGGAACAUAAAUGAAUAUUACAACUGUUCUGAGGCAAAUCCAAGUGCACUUAAAUGUGCCGUACCAUAUUCAUGCUGUAAAGAUCCGGAUGAACUAACGCCCGGUUUGAACAAUAUUCUCUGCGGUGGAAAUGCGUUGUAUUCGAAUUACACAGAUUUUAAAGUAUGGACAUCAGGUUGUGUUGACAGAGUUAUGUACAUCGCAGAAAAGAAUCUACCAAUUAUAGGAGCUGUAGCUAUUGCUAUUGCUGUCCCGCAGAUAAUAGGAAUCGUUCUUGGAUAUAUAUUUGUGGGCCAGAUAGAACAUCAGCGGGUCAGAUAUAAAGCUUACAUGAACCGGAGAAGAUACCGUGAUGAAUGGGAUGAAAGAGACCGACAUAGAUAUUAAUAAGUUGAUACAGACAGCAAAAGCAUAUCAAACGGCAUUGUGAUAAAGUUUACACAAGUUUUCCCACACACUCAAGACCAGACAAGGCAAACAUUUGACAUUAGCAUUUCAAAUGGUUAAUGACGGAGUUAGCAGAUAAUGUUCUAUGAAAAUGUAAUU